AAUUGUACAAUAUUAAUAUUAAUAUCGGUAAAUGGCUACAAUUGCUUCAUGGUUUUAAUACGCAUUUUCUUCUUUGAAUUAAAAUGUUACUUUCCGAAAUAAUGUUAAUGGCCGGGGAAGAGUUGCACCUCUGACUCUGACCCCAUUGCCAUUUUCUCUGUAUAGUCUAGAUCGCGAUCGGAGACGCUUGAUUUUGCGAAGAAGUGGAAUUUGUGUAAUUCGAAUAGGGGGAGGGUUUGUGAAUUCAUAGGAAAAUGGGGGUUAUGUCCAGGCGGGUUGUGCCCGUCUGUGGUAACCUCUGUGUGUUUUGUCCUUCUCUGCGAGCAAGAUCAAGGCAACCGGUGAAACGUUACAAGAAGUUGAUUGCUGAUAUCUUCCCGCGUAAUCAGGUUGCUGAGCCUAAUGAUAGGAUAAUUGGAAAGCUAUGUGAGUACGCUUCUAAGAAUCCAUUGAGAAUUCCCAAGAUUACUGAUAACUUGGAGCAAAGAUGUUACAAGGAUUUACGUAAUGAAAGCUUUGGUUCAGUGAAAGUGGUCUUGUGUAUAUACAGGAAAUUGCUAUCGACAUGUAAGGGACAGAUGCCUCUAUUUGCCAAUAGUUUAUUAGGGAUCAUCCAGACUCUUCUAGAGCAAACUCGAUCAGAUGAAAUGCAGAUCUUAGGUUGCAAUACUCUUGUAGAAUUUAUUGAUUGCCAGACAGAUGGUACAUACAUGUUCAACUUAGAGGGUUUUAUACCAAAACUAUGUCAAUUGGCUCAUGAAGUGGGAAAUAAUGAACAAACUCUGCAUCUACGUUCAGCUGGACUACAAGCUUUAUCCUAUAUGGUGCGGUACAUGGGCGAGCACUCACAUCUUUCAAUGGAUUUUGACAAAAUUAUAUCAGUGGUUUUGGAGAAUUACUUGGAUAUCCAAUCCAAAUCCAAUCUUGCCAAAGUAGAGAAACUGAAUUCACAAUCUCAGAACCAGUUGGCCCAAGGAUUUCCCAUAGAAGGAGACCGACUACAUUCUUUAUCUAAGAAGGAUCCUUCCUUACUCAAUAAUGUGACAAGAACCGAGACGGAGUCAAAGUUGGAUACUGCUAAAGAUCCUGCUUAUUGGUCAAAGGUUUGCUUGUAUAAUAUGGCAAAAUUGGCAAAGGAAGCUUCAACUGUGCGGCGUGUCCUUGAACCACUUUUUCAUAAUUUUGAUAUUGAUAACCACUGGUCUUCUGAAAAGGGAGUUGCUUCUUGUGUUUUGAUUUAUUUGCAAUCCCUUCUAGCAGAAUCAGGAGAUAACUCCCAUCUUCUACUAUCCAUUUUGGUCAAGCACUUGGAUCACAAGAAUGUUGCCAAGCAGCCUAUCCGUCAGAUUGAUAUUAUUAACACCACCACGCAGCUUGCACAAAAUGUGAAGCAGCAUACUUCAGUUGCAAUCGUUGGUGCAAUAUCUGACCUCAUUAAGCAUUUAAGGAGAUGCCUCCAAAAUUUAACUGAAGCAUCCAGCAUUGGAAAUGAUGCAUAUAGGUUGAAUACUGAACUUCAGUCUGCCUUAGAAAUGUGUAUAUUACAACUUUCAAGCAAGGUUGGAGAUGUAGGACCAAUUCUUGAUUUGAUGGCUGUGGCACUGGAGAAUAUCCCAAUUACUACCAUCAUAGCAAGAACAACAAUUUCUGCUGUCUAUCAAACAGCAAAAUUAAUCACUUCCAUCCCCAAUGUGUCAUAUCACAAUAAGGCUUUCCCUGAUGCCUUGUUUCAUCAAUUGCUCCUGGCCAUGGCUCAUCCUGACCGUGAAACACAAAUUGGAGCACAUAGUGUCUUCUCUAUGGUGCUUAUGCCAUCCAUGUUUUCUCCUUCGUUAGACCACAAAACAAAGAUUGCUCAGAAGGCACAGAAUGUCAGCUUCUCCACUCAGCAUGGAACUUUUUCUGGAGCUGAAAACUUGAAUGGAAAACUGGAAGAAGGAAAGGCAAUAGCCAGUGCCAAUGGGAAGAAAUAUGCAAUUCAUCCAUAUGGCAGUUACGGCUUUACUCCUGAGCUAGCUGAUAGAAAAGAUGAUCUAAGUUCUCUUAGGCUGAGCAGUCACCAAGUGAGUCUCUUGCUUUCUUCAAUCUGGGUUCAGGCAACAUCUGUGGAAAACGGUCCUGCAAAUUAUGAGGCAAUGGCGCACACCUAUAGCAUUGCUUUAUUAUUUACUCGUUCUAAGGCAUCGAGUUACAUGGCUUUAGUAAGAUGUUUCCAACUGGCAUUCUCCCUCAGGAGCAUCUCUUUGGACCAAGAAGGAGGUUUACAACCAUCUCGCAGGAGGUCCCUUUUUACCUUGGCUUCAUACAUGCUUCUAUUCUCUGCCAGGGCUGGCAAUGUCCCUGAUCUAAUUCCAAAAGUUAAAGCAUCACUGACAGUAGCAACAGUAGAUCCUUUUCUUGAAUUGGUCGAUGAUAUCCGGCUGCAGGCUGUCUGUAUAGAAUCAGAGAAAAUUUAUGGAUCUCAGGAAGAUGAGGUUGCUGCUGUGAAGUCUCUUUCAGCUGUAGAAUUGGAUGACAAGCAGUUGAAAGAGACUGUAAUAUCGUACUUUAUGACUAAAUUUACAAGAUUGCCUGAGGAUGAGUUGUCUAGCAUAAAGAAUCAACUUCUACAAGGUUUUUCCCCUGAUGAUGCAUAUCCAUCGGGACCACCAUUAUUUAUGGAGACACCAAGACCAUGUUCUCCACUUGCUCAGAUUGAGUUCCCAAAUUUUGUUGAGAUAAUGGCUCCGGAUGAUUUGAUGGAUGAAGAGACUGGACAUGAACAUAGUGGAAGUCAAUCAGAUUACAAAACAUCACUGUCAACCAACUAUCCUGAUGUUCUGAGUGUUAAUCAGCUCUUGGAUUCGGUUUUGGAAACUGCCCGGCAAGUUGCAAGUGUCUCCACUUCCUCAACUCCUUUACCUUAUGACCAAAUGAAGAACCAGUGCGAGGCACUUGUAACAGGCAAACAACAGAAGAUGUCAGUCAUUCAGAGUUUCAAGCAUCAACAGGAGGAGUGUAAGGCCAUAAUUCUUUCAAGUGAAAAUGAAGUAGAUGGUUUCCCUGUAUCUGUUAAGGCACUGGAAUAUUCAAAAGGUGAUUUGAAGUUAGUGACUCAGCAGCAAUUUCAAGCACGUUACAGUUCUCAUGACUCUGGGCAGCUACAUUCUUUGAGAUUACCACCUUCAAGCCCCUUUGAUAAAUUCUUGAGAGCUGCGGGAUGCUAAUGACACUAACUUGCAAUUGAUGCCAUUUUUUCAUUCUUUGCAAUUCUGGUAAAAUGUUUCUUUAGAUGGUUUCUACCUUUCAUGCCCGAAGUACGUGAAAUAUGCAGGAGAGUCAUUUUUAUUUAUUUUUUUUGUUGGGGGAGUUGGAUGUUUGCUUCCAGCAAAUGUAUGAUUUUGUCUAUAAAUUAUAGUAAUAUUUGUCAAUAUUUAAUUUUUUUUUGGGUGAAUAAAGGGUUUUGUUGGUA
This is a messenger RNA of Cajanus cajan (pigeon pea), 3451 nucleotides long. Its product is annotated as protein SEMI-ROLLED LEAF 2. The record is from RefSeq and is a predicted model, not a curated record. NCBI's taxonomy places the organism in Eukaryota, Viridiplantae, Streptophyta, Magnoliopsida, Fabales, Fabaceae.